Anoplopoma fimbria (sablefish) is the source of this 3514-nucleotide messenger RNA. It is a transcript of the gene tmem87b, whose product is annotated as transmembrane protein 87B. Gene Ontology annotation, cellular component: membrane; Golgi apparatus. The transcript has 19 exons. NCBI's taxonomy places the organism in Eukaryota, Metazoa, Chordata, Actinopteri, Perciformes, Anoplopomatidae. Gene Ontology annotation, biological process: retrograde transport, endosome to Golgi. The coding region runs from base 29 to 1732 and encodes 567 amino acids. The record is from RefSeq and is a predicted model, not a curated record.
GGGAGGUGAAGUUCACUGUCACACCGACAUGGCUGCUGCAGUCAAGAUGAGGACGUGGAGCUGUCCGACCAGAGGAGUUUUCUAUCCUUGGGCAGUGCUUUUUUUUGUUUUACUCGGUAGCAUAAAUGCAGUGGCUGCAGCACCGGAGACAGGGCUUUGGAAAAUCACAGUUGUAAAUACCUCAAGACCACUGCUGUUAAGAAAAUCCAUGUAUAAAGACACAGACAUUGAAUUAGAAGUUAUGCAUUUUGGCUGUCCUGAGGAGAUAACCUUCUCUAUUCACUGGUAUUUAAAGUACUACCCCUGUCACAAUGAAUUCAACAAUAUUGAAGAAAUGUAUGGGAGAACGCCUCUGAGUCGUGGGGAGGGCCUUGAUCCAAAUCCCCUCGGACAAGGGGAGUUCAUCGAACACCAACACGGUCCCAUAACAUGUAUCAAUGGGCUGCACUCCUUUCCAAUGCUCAAAAAAGCCAAGGCAGAUCCACGUCCAGUCAGUCCACCUGUUGAGGGUGAUGAAAAAGACAUCAGAUUAAUUACUGAGGAGUAUGACAGCAACUCCAACAACAGCGGUGUAAAUAUCCAAAACAAUGUCAUAGCCACGACGUGGAAGGACGGGCCGUACUUGCUGGUUGUUAAGAUUGUGUCUAGUAAACCGGAUGCCAACUGGAAUUUAACAGUUAAUGUGGUGAUGAAAGGCAGCCAUGGUUACAUUUCUAUCACAGAAUGGCCUCUCAUGAUUUUCUACAUGGUGAUGUGCAUAGUGUACAUCUUCUACGCCCUGCUGUGGUUUAUCUGGGCAGCGUGCUACUGGAAAGAUCUGCUGAGAAUCCAGUUCUGGAUAGCGGGGGUCAUAUUCCUCGGCAUGGUGGAGAAAGCUGUCUUCUGUGCCGAAUAUGAAAACACUAACGCUGUCGGCUCUGCUUCUCCCGGCUUGUUGAUCUUUGCUGAGCUGGUCUCCGCCCUCAAGAGGACUUUGGCUCGAUUGCUCGUCAUCAUCGUCAGCCUUGGAUAUGGCAUUGUUAAGCCUCGACUGGGGCAAGUAAUGCACCGAGUUGUGGGGCUUGGAAUCCUCUACUUUGCCUUUGCUAGCAUUGAAGGUGUCCUGAGGAUUACUGGGGCAAAAGACUCUGACUUGGCCCUGCUGGCCAACAUUCCCCUGGCUCUGCUUGACUCCUCUCUAUGCUGGUGGAUCUUUGUCAGCCUGGCACAAACCAUCAAGACUCUGAAGCUGAGGAAAAACCCCGUCAAGUUGUCUCUGUACAGGCAUUUUACAAACACACUUAUAUUUGCUGUCAUUGCUUCCAUCAUUUUCAUGGGUUGGAUAGCAAAAAAAUUCCGGCUAGCAGAUUGCCAGUCUGAUUGGAUUGAGCUUUGGGUGGAAGAUGCUUUCUGGAGGUUCUUGUUCUCCGUCAUUCUGUUCGUGAUAAUGUUUCUAUGGAGACCGUCUGCAAACAACCAAAGGUAUGCUUUCACACCUCUCAUUGAUGACUCUGACGAUGAGGAGAUUGAGGAAUUCGUUGCCUCUACAAACCUUGCUGAUGGCAUAAAGUUGAGAGCAUCUAAAAGUGAAACUAAUGGCUCAGUGAAGCCUGCAGAAAUAAACCUAGAGGAAGACUUGAAGUGGGUGGAGGACAACAUUCCUAGCUCUCUCACGGAUGUAGCUCUACCAAUCCUGCUCGACUCAGAUGAGGAAAUCAUGACGACCAGAUAUGAGAUGUCAAAGCUGGAGUGAGGCAAAACAUGGAGGCAGACGGUUGCAGCUGUCCCUGACUCUGAAUCUGCAGCAGGGUCUUCUCCAGGAUCUCCAGUCGCGUGGUGGUGGUGGUGGUGGAGUGCCGUUUUAGUUUUUUAGGGGCAUCUUCCCAUACGACUUCUACUUCGCAGGACGGUGCAGGUCACAAUUUAUGGGGAGCUCUGCUCAUUUCCUCUACUUCUGCAGAGCAAAGGACUCUACCAGAGGAAAUCUGUCUUUUCACUGACCAACUGGUUCACCAUUUCCCUGAUUAUGAUCAGUUUUGAGCCUUUCUUUCCAAAGAGAAUGUUUCAUUUUAUAAUAAGUGCUGUAUUUAUUUCUGUUAUGUUCAUGAGACCUUAUUUUAUCGGAGAAUUCAGAACAGUGGGCUCGAUGCAUGAACAUACACUCAAACCUACGUUAAGUGUCUUUUUGCGGGUAUCUAGAUGUAAUGGUUGGUUGUAAUAAAAGAAGAUGCUUAUUUAUGAUGGGGAAAUAAUUAAAAAGCCCUUUUCCCCUUAAUAAACACCACAAAUGAUUUAUCUAAGACAUUUUUGCAGAUAUUUUAUUUGUUAUUAAUUAAUCCCAAACAGGAUUUUUCUUUAUUUAUAAUUAUCUGAAGCACACUUAUUUUCUUUUGUUCGUAUUUUUUUGGGCAACAUUAACAUCGGAGACAAGGAAAAGAAACUCACACAUAUACUUUGAAUAGAACAUUUUGCUCUUAUGCACUUUGAAGUUCAAAUCUUUGCCUACAUGUAGUUUUUGUAUGAGGCCUAAACUGUUCAGGUAGUUGAGAACAAUAUGUGUGAAUGGGUUGUUCAUGUCUCUGGCAUCCUCAGUAUCGGUGUGUGAAUGAUUGUGAGGGGGAGGAAGCACAAACUAUUAGAAUUGAAAUGUAACUAUGUUAAGAAGUGUAGAAUUUGGGGGGUUUGCAGUCAUGUUUUGAAUCUUCUGUAUGUGUGUGGGUGGGCAGGUUUUGUGUCUUGAAAUAGGGAGCAAUAUACUGUAUGUAUGUUAAAAUGGAGUUAAAUAAUUUCAUUAUUUAUUUGUGUUUCAAGUGUACUUAUAAGUUGUUAAGAGUGUGUUCAUCCAAGUUUACUCUGAAGUGUGUUUACAAUGUGUUUACCAUUUUGUUAAUGCAUUUGGACCCUGAAAAGUUUCACAAUGUGUUUGCUCAACGGCAAACUGCAGCUUGUGUCGCAUUGCUUUGCAUUGUUUCACAGACAAAACAUUAAUUUCUUGCCUAAUUAAUCUUAAUAUUAUUUUUUUUCAGAAAAUGACUGCCCUGGUGUUUUUGUCUGUGUCGUUUUUGGAGUAUGAACACCGUUGUCGUCUUCAUGUGUGUUGUCUGGAGUAAAUGUAACAGCAGGAUUUUGACAUAUUAGAUCAUUUAUAUGGUGAGCAAAAGCUGAUCUCUUGGGUUUAUAAUGUCACUAUUCUGUUUUUGCAUGGUUGGAAACCUGGAAUGGUUGUGCUUUUGGUGGCAAGCUGUCCUUCUGUUAUAUAAAACUGCAGACACCUGCAGCGGACCUCUUUUAUUUGUACAGAUGGGUAUUGGCUGAUUCCUGUUAUUGCAUAAUUCCACAGGUAGAGCGGUGUCUGGAUAAUAUGACUCGUCUUUUUUCUCUCGUGAGUGUUAUGAAGAACUGGGCUUAAACUUUUCUUACCAGCAGUUUUCUUCACUCUUCCUUCGCAGGAAGUGUGUCCACUCAGAUUAAAUAUGAAUCUAACACAGGAAAGUGUUUGUUUCUUUGUCUAUGAUUUUCAGUAUUAAUUUCGAAA